Molecule: messenger RNA, 225 nt
Organism: Penicillium mononematosum
Lineage: Eukaryota; Fungi; Ascomycota; Eurotiomycetes; Eurotiales; Aspergillaceae
Exons: 2
Coding region: 1-225 (74 amino acids)
Source: RefSeq, a predicted model, not a curated record
AUGGGAUGGAGCAUGGGAGAAUCUCCUGUCAGCCUAAGUGGCUUGUCUGGAAAGGUCGGAGGCGGCGUUCUUGAGCCUCUCCUUGCCAUUGUCGCUGCCUGUACGGAGCCAGCGACAAUCUUCGCUCUCCGCGUGCAGCACGUGGUCAUCCCCAAAGAGUGGGUAGUCAAUAAUGAAGACCCAGCUGUGCACGGAGUGUGGAGUGGCUCCCAGGUCCAAGCUUAG